AUGACGUCUCGGCGAGUGAUCAGUCGUGAAUCACGUCAAUGCAGCCAGAUUCGACCGUUCCUCUACGUUGGCGGAUUGGCCGCUCUGUCACCACGAACACUCUCUCGUUUUUGCACGACGAUCAAUCUGAUUCCGGGAUUUCGUAUUUCGGCUCCGAAUCAUAUGAAAGUGUUGCAUAUUCCACUGUUGGACGACGAAGCUACUGACUUGUCACCAUUCUUCACCACCGUCUUCAAGGAGAUCGACGAUGCUCGUAAGUCGGCCGGACGGGUGCUUCUACUGUGUGCAAUGGGUAUUUCUCGUUCAGCCACUUUUGCCAUAACCUAUUUGAUGUGCAUAGAAAAGAUGUCAUUACACGAUGCAUACAAGCAUGUGCAGUACUGCCGCAAUAUCAUUUGUCCAAAUGUCGGCUUCUUUCAACAGAUGAUCGAUCUCGAACAAAAGCUCUAUGGAACAAAAACAGUGCAGAUCAUCGAGCCGAUUCCCGGUGUAAAAGUGGCUGAUGUUGUUUGGAACGAAUUGUAUCAAGAGAUGAUGGAGACUCUGAGCGAAGCCGAUCGUCAUUCUGUACGAUCCUUCAAUCCUCGUCCUGAUACGGUGAGUUACGACAAAUGGGACUUUCUGCUGUUAGGUCGAUAUGUUCAGGCCCGACAGCAAGACACGAGGUCUCUUCGAUCGCUGAACCUUGUCGGUGAAGAGGCCGUAGAUGGAAUGAUCAGGUACUGGUUUCCAAGCUCUGCAUUUCGCCUCGUUCUUGAACCACUUGCCUAUUGCAGGGAACUGUCAACUUGCCGUCUUGCCGAAUCUCAAGCAGAUACUAAUGAAGGAGCUCUACAGGUGGAAGUGGCUCCACGAGUGCCUAGGCUAGUCACUACAACUCCAACCCCGUAUCCCAAGAGUGCCUUGCGAGACAAAAGCAAGAGCAGCAAGAACAAACGAUGGCGGUUAAGUUUCAGUAAGGAUGUCACCUAA
Messenger RNA from Haemonchus placei, 972 nucleotides. Lineage: Eukaryota; Metazoa; Nematoda; Chromadorea; Rhabditida; Trichostrongylidae. The record is from the annotation of a GenBank genome assembly.